This is a messenger RNA of Anopheles bellator, 1114 nucleotides long. RefSeq lists its product as uncharacterized. The coding region runs from base 292 to 1038 and encodes 248 amino acids. The transcript is spliced from 2 exons. The record is from RefSeq and is a predicted model, not a curated record. NCBI's taxonomy places the organism in Eukaryota, Metazoa, Arthropoda, Insecta, Diptera, Culicidae.
ACCAACGAAAUGGGAUUGGCUUUAACAAACAGGUCAACAAAUUUCUAAAGAUUUUCUAAAAAAAAUUAUCACAGAAUUCAUUCAACACCAAGAACGGUGUGUGGGAUUUGUUGUGCAUCUGGAAUGUUCGCUUUGAGGCGUAGAACAUUUUGCGUUGUAAGUUAUAAUUCGUUCAAAUUCGAAAGAUUUUAGACGCUGUAAACUGCAAUUAUCUGUAAACUUAUCGGUACUGCAUCCUAAGGAUGUCUGAAUACGGUAAGUGUUUCAGCGCAAGUUUGCACUGUACACAACAUGAACGACGCUGUGCUGGAUUUAACCCAAAGAGCAUUCGAGACGAUGGGAUUUGAGAUUUACGAUCAAAAUGGCUUACACUGCAACUCAUUGAAGCACCUAGUUGUAGCGCCCAAUAUUAUUGUGAAGAAUCUCAAGCCACCACCCUUGUUGCCUGUGUCUGAUGCCACACUUAGACGCAUUUUUGAUAUUCCGGACGAAGAGGGCGACCGUUCGUACGUGGAGCUUCAGAUUAAAUCGUUAAUGGAUAUUGUUCACCAUUAUGAGGAGGAGCUUCUAUCUGACAAUCCGAGUGCAGCCAUUACUAAAGAGCAAAUCAAAAACCAAGAAGGUAUGGUGCAAAAAAUCAGCAAAAACUCUGAACGCGAACACAGCACAAUUCGCCGAAACCUAUCAAAACAGCGGAAAACGACGCAGAGUGUCGAGGUAUCGAAUCCAACUAAAGACGAGCUAGCAAUAAAACGCCAAGAAGCGAUGCGCGAGUUUCAGUUGUUGGUGCAACUCGUAAAAUACAUUAUCACAAAACUGAUGAACACAGAGUUGGUGAACAAGCAAAAUUUAAUAGCCAGCCUGCGCACGUUUCGGCGUUCCUACGAAAGAUCCGAGGAGCGGCAACAACCAAUAGCUAAUCAGAUUUCUACCAGUAAUUCGAUGGAAAACAAAUUGGAAAACAGUAAUGUAGCUUCCACUUCAAAGAAGCCUAGAAAAAAUGAAGAAACCAAUACAGGGGACUUCCAACUUGCUUAGGCACACGAACAGGCACGCUUAGGCUUGCAACAGGAAAUAGGAAAUUAAACAUCUUUUGUUUCGGAAAAUAAAAUGU